AUGACAUUUUUUAAUUAUAAUUUUUUAUGUGUUCAGUCUUUUACAUUAGAAUUCGGAGUGGCAGUUCUAACAGCAUUUUUUACGAUUUUGACACUGUUGAUAGUUGUGUUCAAUGUAUCAGAGUUAUCAAGUAUGAUUUCAGAUAAUCCCAUUGUUUUGAUCACUAUAUUCUUAUUACUACUCACUUGGCUCAUGGCGAUUGCAGGAGCUAAUUCGAGGUCAAGAACAUUGAUAGCUUUGUCAAUUGUUAUUUGGGCCAUCUUCCUUAUUGUGUGGCUAGUUUUAUCGUUAUACUUCAGAAUACUCAUGCAGAAUACCGACUUCUGUGUAUCGUACGCAACGAGAUGUGCACCAUCUAUGUGGCUUAUCGGCAGCAACGGAGGCUAUUUAGUUAAUGACACCGAAACACCUGAUUCACCCGAACUAACUACGGAGUCGCCUGAAAUUAAUGAAAGACGAAGGUUAUGGACGAUAAUGGACUUACCAGAAAUAACUUUUAAGACUUUUCACCCUGUGAGGACGAACGUACUACUCCAAGCGACCCCUGCUACUUCUGCUGAUAAUACUGUUAUUUCAAAUCAAACGACUAUGAUGAUCGGUGUUAAUAACGGGUGUGGGUGUGAACGUCACCCGCGGACGACGACUGAAAGUCCGCCGAGCGAUUUAAUAACCCGCGUCAUCAAGUACCGUAAAAAUAUGGCGAUGUAUCGUCAAACCGCGGAGGCGGCGAUACGACGAAAAAAAAAAGAAGGGAAAAAAAUUAAGGACGUAUUGGAUGAUGAUAGCGAUGACGAAGAUACAACUACUGAGGAACCUACCGAAGAUGAAAACACAGAUACAAUUACAGCUACAGCUGACCCCAUAGAAUAUUUGACCAUGGCAAUUUUUUUACUGCUGUUUCUGUAUGCGUUGUAUGUACUAUUGUCCUAUCACAGCGAACUAAAAUUUAUGCGGAAUUGUAAAUGUACAUUUCUUACAUAA
Molecule: messenger RNA, 981 nt
Organism: Metopolophium dirhodum (rose-grain aphid)
Lineage: Eukaryota; Metazoa; Arthropoda; Insecta; Hemiptera; Aphididae
Exons: 7
Coding region: 1-981 (326 amino acids)
Source: RefSeq, a predicted model, not a curated record